Misgurnus anguillicaudatus (oriental weatherfish) is the source of this 5157-nucleotide messenger RNA. The record is from RefSeq and is a predicted model, not a curated record. Lineage: Eukaryota; Metazoa; Chordata; Actinopteri; Cypriniformes; Cobitidae.
UGCGCACUAUUUUGCAAGUGCACUGAAGGCGGCAGUCUGACGGCGAAGGCUACUGCGCAUGACUCUGACUGUUUGCACGAAGCAGGCCUGUCUUUAUUUUAAUGUUUUUAUCCAACUUGCAAGAGAAAUCGCGCUCGGACGCCCGCCGAUCGAAAGUAAAACACAAAAAGUCUGCUUCGGUAUAACGAGCAAGCCUGAAUAGCGUGUGGCAUUUGCAGCGAUCGGGAGCAGCUUCCGUUACGCCUCUAGUGUCACUAGGCCCGCUGACCCACAUUCGCGAGAUCGCUUGAGGAAGUGCGUGCAUUGCAUUUCGCGCUAGUGCACCUUAAUAUUAUUCAUUCUACGGUUAAGCAACCGGCGAUCCGGUUGCUCAAGGUGGGAAAAACCAGUCAGGACACCCGUGUGGAUGUUUUUUUUCCGGUAGGUAUCAUCUUUGAUCGUUUUGAUACGGCUUUCAGGUUGGCAAGUCUUCCACACCAAUGUCUUUCCAAUGCGUCGGGUUAUUAUUUACCCAGACUGAUCCAUGAGACAACAUUAUCAUGAGCUCCAGAGACAGGGGAAAAUUGCAUUUAAAAUUCUCACAAAAUAUUUUGUGACCUUGUCUUUUAGAGAUGAUGGCAGUAUUUUUGAUGGUCUGAUGGAAGAAGAUGAGAAGGAUAAAGCAAAACGAGUUUCAAGAAAUAAAUCGGAGAAGAAGCGGCGAGACCAGUUCAAUGUCCUCAUCAAAGAACUUGGCACCAUGUUGCCUGGCAACACUCGCAAGAUAGACAAGUCCUCCAUUUUGCAGAAAAGCAUAGACUACCUGCACAAGCACAAAGAAAUUGCCGCACAGUCCGAGUCAAGUGAGAUCAAACAGGAUUGGAAACCUCCCUUUCUUAGCAAUGAGGAGUUUACACAGCUGAUGCUAGAGGCACUGGAUGGGUUCUUUAUAGUAAUGCUGACAGAUGGCAACAUCAUUUAUAUCUCGGAAAGCAUCACCCCUCUACUUGAACAUCUGCCUUCAGACUUGGUGGAUCAAAACCUUUUGAACUUCCUUCCAGUGGCAGAGCAUGCAGAAGUGUAUAAAGCUCUGUCCUCGCACCCAGACGUUGAAACCCUUUGCUCAGAUUACCUCAAGGCCAAGAACCAGAUGGAGUUUUGUUGUCACAUGCUCAGAGGUUCUUUGGAUCCAAAGAAACCACCUGUGUAUGAAUACGUCAAGUUUAUCGGCAACUUCAAGUCUCUCGCCAACAUGCCUCUCACAACCCGAAACGGCCUUGAGGGAAUUUUACAACGUUCUUUGCAACCAGCCUUUGACGAUCAAGUUUGUUUCAUCGCAACUGUGCGGCUUGCCAAACCCCAGUUCAUCAAAGACAUGUGCAUGGUCGAGGAGCCUAAUGAAGAAUUCACAUCUCGACACAGUCUGGAGUGGAAGUUUCUUCUGUUAGAUCACAGAGCACCACCUAUCAUUGGUUACAUGCCAUUUGAGGUCCUGGGGACGUCAGGCUACGACUACUAUCAUGUAGAUGACCUUCAUUCACUGGCUAAAUGUCACGAACACUUAAUGCAGUUUGGAAAAGGCAAAUCAUGCUAUUACCGGUUUUUGACUAAAGGCCAGCAGUGGAUUUGGCUCCAGACAAACUACUACAUCACUUAUCACCAGUGGAACUCACGGCCAGAGUUCAUUGUGUGCACACACACUGUUGUGAGUUACGCCGAAGUGCGAGCAGAGCGAAGGAGAGAGAUGGGCAUAGAGGAUUCCCCUCCGGAGCUGACCGGAGAUAAGAUGUCUCUAAACACUGGCUCUGAAUCGCAAUUGAACACCUCCUCUCUGAAGGAGGCACUGGAGCGUUUCAGCAACAGCCGAACACCCUCAACCUCCUCACGGAGCUCCCGCAAGUCUUCGCACACAGCUGUCUCUGACAACACCUGCACUUCCACUCCUUCUAAGCUACAGAUGGAUAUAAGCACUCCGCCCCGGCCGCCCACUGUUGACAUGACGCCACAGCGUCGCUCGUCUGUCAGCACUCAGUCCAUGAGUUCCCAGAACACCACUCAGACUGGCUCUUCGGUCCAGAUCAGCCAACCACAACCACAGCAGCAGGUUGAGUCGAAUGCCCUGUUCUCGGCACAGUUGAACGCGAUGCAGCACCUGAAGGAUCAGCUCGAGCAGAGGACACGCAUGAUAGAAGCCAACAUUCAAAAACAGCAGGACGAACUGAGACAGAUUCACGAGCAGCUACAGAGAGUUCAUGGACAGGGAGCUCCGAUGAUAGUACAGCAGCCAGGGGGUGGAUUCAGCGUGCAGUUGCCACAAGUCGGUGGAGCUCAAACUAGCAUUGUAGGUGUUGGGACGCAGCCCGGGGUCGUAGCUAUACAGGGUCAAAACGUGACAAGCACAGCACACUGUGGGACUUUUACACAGCAACAAAUACUUCCCCAACAGCAGCAGCAGCAAGCUUCACGACCCCUGCAGCCGAAUCUACAGAGCUCAUCUGUUACGCAGUGUGGUCCAGUAUAUAACACAAUGAUGAUAAGUCAGCCUGCUAAUGCCAAUGUUGUGCAGAUACCCAGUGGCUUGGCACCAAAAAUCAAUCAGGGCAAUGCAAUAAACAGGUUUCCAGCAGGACAGCAGUUGGUCACGAAGAUAGUGACGGCUCCAAUGGCAUGCGGUGCUGUCAUGGUACCAACAUCGAUGUUCAUGGGUCAGGUAGUGACAGCGUACAACCCGUUUGCACAGCAACAAGGUCAGACGAUAGCACUGCAGACUCAGUCCACAGACUCACAGGCUCAAGCUACCGCAUUACAAUCAAGUCAACAGCAGGGGGCGAUACAACAACAGAAUAAACAGCAGCAACAGUUUGUGCAGAGCACGCGCCUUCUUCACGGCAACCAGUCCACCCAACUGAUCCUGCAGGCUUUCCCUAUUCAGCAGCAGAGCACAUUUACAACCUCACAACCACAACAGCACCAACUAAAGCCACAAACUCAAAAACAGCAGAAACCCGCCACAUCCCACCAGACGGAAAGUAGAAGUGCCCAAUCUCAGUAACCUGAAGCUAUAAAAAGCAUCAACCAAUCGGAUGGUUUAUUGGUCAGGUGCUAUAUUAAUUGAAAGCUCUUCGCAAACUGCUUUUCCCGGCAGACAGCUGGUUAUUUGAAAGCUUUUAAGACAAGGAAGUCUGAAAAUAAAAGUACCCCUGUGGCAACCAUGCUGAACAUUUCACCGGACCAACAGGUGGUUCCCAAGCCUCCUUAUUUAUUUCAUAGGCAUAAGCAUAGGACCGCUAGCACUGGAUGGUCUUUGCCAAACACAAAAUGUUUUGGUCUCAGUCUUUCACAAAGAACUGAGUCGGAAUCUGUACAGUCUUGUUGUGUAUCAUACUGUGUACAUAUUAUAUACGACCGUAAAGGAACAAAGAAAGAUAUUUUAUAUGCUGCAUGGAAAGUGUAAACUUUCAUUUGUACUUCCAGUUUUUAAAUUUUACUUUGGGGUAACGUUAAACAUUUUUAUAUAAUGCGUAUAGUAAUGCUGUAUGCUUUAGACCCUCCCUAAUUAAAAUUUCUUCACUUAUAGUUAGGGACCGUCAUAGUUAUCGAAAGCACUUAGGUAUUUUAUAGUAUUUAGUUUUUCUUCAUAAAUUACUUUAUUUUACAAGUUUUUGUUUUUCAAUUGCGUACAAGCAAAUUGCCCAAUUUAUUUAAAAAUUUAAAUGCAGAGGAAAUUCAUUUUUACAAGUGCCAAAUUUAGUUACUUUGUUGAAUGUUAAUGGCAUACUGUAAUUAUCCUCUUAAAAAGUUAAUGUGCACCUUUACGUUUAGCACUUAUUGUGUUUAUACACACUAAAAAAAUGACCCCUCCUUAUUGCUAUUGUGACCUAGUGGUUUUUGCGCAUGCAUCGAUGUUUUACAUUUACGUGCAUUUUUCAAAGAAGAAUGACACGACACGAAUAAGCUUACUGAAUAAUCCUCAUUUAUAAAUGCUGUUCUCCCUCAUCAUUUUGGGAGCUAUGCAAAAAUGCAAGUAAUGCACACUUGGUGUGAUUGAGCACAUGAAUGAUAAUAUCGUCCUUAUUUUAGUUUCAUUUAAAGUUCAGAAGCAGGGUUAACGUUGAGCUUUGGAGUCUUAAAGUCUUGAAUGGUCUUCCUUAUAGGUGUGUGUGUUUUUGUGUGUGCGUGCAGGAUAUUAUAUCAGUAACACUUGUGACUCUUUCUGUAUCGCUGCGAGUUGCUAUUUGUUCACUACAGCGAUGACCAAUCAGUUCUUGCGUUGCAGUAAUGAAACUUUUUAGAUGUCCCCUUACUGGCUUGUUAGCUAUAUACCUCAGAAACUCGUAUUGUUAAAAAAAAUUAUAUAUGUAUGUAUCCUAAGCUAUUUUAUUUUCGUAUGGAAAAGGAUUUGAGUACAGACAGGACUGGUUGUAUGUAGACCGGUAGCACUGUUAAGAGUUAGGAAAGUUGUAUGAAACUAAACAGACUUAAAGUAGACGCCCACCUUCACUAAUCUGUCCUAUUAUGUUUUUUCAUUGUUGUGUUGUUUGUGUGUUUCAUAAGAUUUAGCACUUAAAUCCACAAAUUUGGUUCAUAAUGUGUGUACAAUCAUAAACGUUUUCCUGAUAAGUUUGAACAGAGAAUUUGAUUAAGUCUUUGGAUUGCAUUUCAACCUAUGUAUUCAAAAUAACAUUUUAUUCUUUAUUAUGUUUGUAUUUCUGUAUGCAACCAAAAUAAUGUGUUUUAGUAUGAUUGUUAGUUGUGCAACCCUAAAACUCCCAAAAAAAUGAUUUCAGGAUGUGAGUUGAUAAAUAUUGGAAUGGGUGAUAAUAACAUAACAUGGCUUUGAUGUUAAUUUCUUUAAGAUAAAAGGGUUUGGUACAAUUAACUAUUUCUCAAUAAUUAGUGUUCUCUAUAUGGCAAGUGUAUUUACCCCUAUUAAUAUUAUGUUUGAAUAAUAAUGUUUAUUCUGUCUUUGAUUUCUGAAUCGAUUUGCUGUUAGUACAAGUACAGCUCACCACGUCACUGCAAAGAAUUGCUUGCAGAUCAUAAUGCCCUUAUAUUGUGUGAUUUUGUGAAUUGGUCGGCAUUGUCCUCUUGUCAUUUUACCCAAAUCGGACCCCUUUCCCUCCAUGAUAUCUUAAAGCAAUCUUAAAAAAUAAAAAACAAUUAUCACGUUUUUCACAA